This is a messenger RNA of Echinops telfairi (small Madagascar hedgehog), 556 nucleotides long. It is a transcript of the gene FIGLA, whose product is annotated as folliculogenesis specific bHLH transcription factor. Bases 1 to 498 code for a protein of 165 amino acids. Lineage: Eukaryota; Metazoa; Chordata; Mammalia; Afrosoricida; Tenrecidae. Gene Ontology annotation, biological process: developmental process; regulation of transcription by RNA polymerase II. The record is from RefSeq and is a predicted model, not a curated record. Gene Ontology annotation, molecular function: RNA polymerase II transcription regulatory region sequence-specific DNA binding; protein dimerization activity; DNA-binding transcription factor activity, RNA polymerase II-specific. The transcript has 5 exons.
AUGCUCAACAAGGAAAGAGAGAAUGGAGACCCCGGGGGCACAGAGGAUAACAACCAUGUUUAUUGUAACGAAAAGAUCAAAAACCUCAAUCACGGUUUUGCCAAACUGAAGGCGCUUGUGCCCUUUCUCCCACAAAGCAGGAAGCCCAGCAAAGUCGACAUCCUUAAAGGUGCCACUGAAUACAUCCAAGCGCUUGGUGACAUUUUGAAAGAAGCCAAAGACUCUGAGGAACAGGCCCCAGCGGAUCAGAAGUACAGCAACGAUGCUCCGGAACCAUAUGUGCCCUUGGUUAGACAGCCCUCUGGAACCCGACAUGCCAAAUGUGCCUUCGGCUUGAAGAAGGAGGAGGAAGGGCCCUGGCCAGACGGUGGCAGUAGUGAGGCGCCAUAUACCUGUCACCAGAGCAUGAUGGCUGUUACUGGAGUUCUCUCCCCGAGUAGGAAUCUGGCCAAAUUCCCAGAAGCUGGAGUCCUGAGUCACAGCUUCCCUCAAAUAUGAGAAGCACAGAGGUCUGCAGCUACCUCCUCGAGACAAAUAAAGGCAGGCUCGAAAGUUA